CUUACAUAAUAUUUUAUGCCUGGUUUAUCAGGCAUCAAGUUUUACCCCUCUAUUGUCUGCAGUAAAGCCGGGGAAAAGAUUACAUGAAUUUUCCUCACAGCCACCUUCAGCUUUGGAAGGGUCAACAAUCACUAUUUGGCAUCAUGUCUGACCAGGACGCAAUCACGCCUCGAGUUUUCCUUAUGCGGCAUGGGGAGACGGAAUGGGCGAAGUCAGGGCGCUUCACGGGCACUACGGACAUCGAGCUCACGGAAGAUGGCAUUAAACAGGUCUCUUCAGCGGGAGUGAGGUUCGUGGGAGUCAACAACCUCAUUAACCCGCGUCGGUUGGGGAAAGUUUUUGUUAGCCCAAGAAAGAGAGCAGUGCAAACGUUAGAGCUGCUACUGCCGCAAGAGGGUGUCGUCCAGGGGCAAUAUGAAGUCGCUGCCACUGAAGAAAUCGCAGAGUGGAAUUACGGCCGUUACGAAGGGCUCAAGGAAGAGGAAAUCAGAAGCUCAAGGAAAGAGAGGGGCCUAGAUUUGGAACGGGAGUGGAACAUCUGGAGGGAUGGAUGUGAGGGCGGAGAAUCAAAAGACGCAAUCACCGAGCGACUGGAUAAGCUUAUAUCUCGGAUAAAAGACUUUCAGAGACCCUAUAUGGGAGGUGAGAAGCCCGUUGAUGUGCUUAUUGUCGCACAUGGUCUCAUUCUACGCUGCUUUUGUCUGCGCUGGGUUGGUUUUGAUAUCGAUUAUGACGUGUCGAUAAUGUUUAGUCCUGGUGCAGUUGCAACUUUGAGCUACAAGAACGGCGAUGCUGACAGGCCUGCAUUGCACAUUGGCCCUCCGUCAAAAUAGCUAGUAUCAGAUAACAUACCAAUUGGAAAAAAUCUCAUUGAUUAACCGAUCUUCUUCACAGCUUAAAUUAAUUUACACAUGAAAAAGCAGCGGCUAGCAACCCUUCAAAAGCGUGGCAGAGCCUUAUAUCCUGACGCGUCCGCAGAAGAACUG
Pyricularia grisea is the source of this 986-nucleotide messenger RNA. RefSeq lists its product as uncharacterized. Bases 84 to 833 code for a protein of 249 amino acids. Gene Ontology annotation, molecular function: sedoheptulose-bisphosphatase activity. The record is from RefSeq and is a predicted model, not a curated record. Gene Ontology annotation, biological process: ribose phosphate biosynthetic process. The transcript has 5 exons. Lineage: Eukaryota; Fungi; Ascomycota; Sordariomycetes; Magnaporthales; Pyriculariaceae.